Messenger RNA from Larimichthys crocea (large yellow croaker), 6060 nucleotides. It is a transcript of the gene rbm27, whose product is annotated as RNA binding motif protein 27. The record is from RefSeq and is a predicted model, not a curated record. Gene Ontology annotation, cellular component: nucleus. Bases 168 to 3365 code for a protein of 1065 amino acids. Gene Ontology annotation, molecular function: RNA binding; metal ion binding. NCBI's taxonomy places the organism in Eukaryota, Metazoa, Chordata, Actinopteri, Sciaenidae. The transcript has 21 exons.
UUGCGUUACGACAACUCAACUUGUGUUGCCAUGCCGUAAAACACUUCGUGCGACCUGCCAGUGCAGAGAGACAUACGGCCUUAAAGCUUAUAAAUUUUAUAGACGAUGAAAGUAGGAUUAUCAGAACGCACUUUCAUUUCAUAGACAGCGUUGUAGUCUUUCUCACGAUGAUCAUAGAGAAUGUUGAAGCCUUGAAGUCGUGGCUGGCAAAACUCCUGGAGCCGAUAUGUGACGCUGACCCCUCUGCAUUAGCCAACUAUGUGGUGGCUCUUGUGAAGAAGGACAAACCGGAGAAAGAGCUGAAAGCACUUUGUGCCGAUCAGCUUGAUGUCUUCCUACAAAAAGAGACGAUGGGAUUUGUCGAUAAACUUUUUGAAUGUCUGACAACCAAGAACUACCUGGGAAUUCCUGCUGCCAAGGAAGCUCCUAAAGAGGAGGUCAAACCACCUGCGGUCAAAUCUGAUGUUGUGGAGGCUGAAACUCCAGAGGAGGAGAGAGAAAACAGGCGGAGGAGAAGUCCUCUGAGAAACCGACCUGACUUCAACGAGUCCAGGAGCCGCGAUGACAGGAGGCGAGACGAGCGCAAGCGCCGUGACUUCGAUCGGCACGGGAAAAGUGGCAGCGACUCCCACCGUGAGCGGGAGCGCCACGAGCGACGCAGAGGAAGCCCCCGAGGGAGGAGCUACAGCCGCAGCCGAAGCCGCAGCCGGAGCAGGAGUGGCAGCCGAGGAAAGAGCAGGGACAGGGAGCACAGAGGAGGCAGAGACUUCAAGUCAAAGUUCGAGUUGGAAAGGAAAGACACUGACUGCUACAACUCUUCCAACACUUCCGGCUCCCAGCAGCAGCACCCGCCGCCUCUCCUUCCCCUGCCCACACCUCCGCACCCCUUUUCCUCCUCUUCCUCAUCGUCCGCUGGAGUCUCGGGAGCUACGGGCGUCCCCAUAGCGACACCGGCUCACCUGCCCGACAGCACCACAGACAGCUGGUCUGGCUACUAUGGCAGCCAGAGGCAAGAUGGUGUUGGCAAGCCAUUCAGCAACAAGGGCGCUUCACUCAAACAGCGCUGCAGAGAUUAUGAUGAAAAGGGAUUUUGCGUCCGUGGCGACCUUUGUCCAUUCGACCACGGCAACGACCCCCUCAUCGUCGAUGAUGUCAAUCUCCCAAGUAUGAUUCCAUUCCCGCCCCCGCCUGUUAUGCCCCCUGCCGGCCUGCCCAUGCCCCCGAUCACUGAGCCACCACCUCCCCUUAGGAUGCCUUCAAUGCCACCCUAUGGCCAGCCACCACCACCAGGUGUCUUUCCCAUGACUGGACCCCCACUGAUAGCAACCAGUGGGAUUGAUACCCCCAACCACCAAUCGGCAAUCACUUCUUCCCCUCCUAUCGGACCGCCUGGUGUGGGCCUGCCACCUACUCUUCCUCCUCCUCCUCCUCCUCCACCUCCUCCCACCUCGUCCUCAUCUGUGUCUCUUCGUCCCCAAUAUGUCCAGUCUGAAUAUAACUACGAUCCAGAGGGCUAUAACCCAGAAUCCCCAGGCCUGACCGGAGCAAGUCGUAACCAGUACCGUCAGUUCAUUCCCCGCGUGCAGACACAGCGCUCCAACCUCAUCGGCCUCACCUCCAGCGAAGGACAAGGCUCCAGAGGUACUGCCAACAUAGUGAUCCAGACAGAGCCUGCCACUGUAGCCAGCAUUCCUGGAAGUAACGUCUCCCGUUUCAACACGGAUCAGGACAACAGGAAGAGAACCAUGGGACCCAGUACAACUGAGGGACCGGCAGCUAAAAAACCCUGGAUGGAGAAACCAAACUUUAACAACCAACACAAGAGCAGUUUUCCCAAGAGGUAUCACUACGUGAACACCAAGCUGGAGGUGCGCAAGAUCCCACGUGAACUCAACAACAUCACCAAGCUCAACGAGCACUUCAGCAAGUUUGGAACCAUCGUCAAUAUCCAGGUGGUGUUUGGCGGAGACCCAGAGGCAGCAUUAAUCCAAUACACAAAGAAUGAAGAGGCCAGGCGGGCCAUAUCCAGCACAGAGGCAGUCCUGAACAACCGCUUCAUUCGUGUGUACUGGCACCGUGAGCCAGGCACCAACGCCACAGGGAUCCAGCAGCAGGAGCAGAGCUCAGUGAGCCAGGCGGCCGGGUCAGUGCCCAACCAGGGCCCACAGCACAGCAGUGUGCAUAAGGGGAUAAAGCAGCACAGUCCAGCCGCUUACGUGUUAAACAAGACUGUACUCAAGCAUCGGUUGCCAACAGGAGCUGUGGUCGCGGCUACAAACAAGUUGGACAGCCUGAACCCGAACACGGACGCUGUGACUGUGGCUCCUGCACUGACAAACACCCAGAAAGGCCCGUACACUUCCACAGCCCUCAAGUCCUCCUCAAAGAGUCUUGGGAAAACAGGAAAAGCACUAGAAGCACAGGAAGUCCUCAAGAAGAAACAGGAGGCGUUAAAACUCCAGCAGGACAUGAGAAAGAAGAAGCAAGAGAUGUUACAGACGCAGAUCGAGUGUCAGAAGGCCUUGAUAAACCGCCUGGAGAAGAAUCGGGGGAUGAAGCCCGAGGAGAGGGCCAACAUCAUGAAGACCCUGAAGGAGCUGACGGAGAAGAUCGCACAGCUGCAGAACGAAAUGAACCCUAAUCCUGCCUCCCAGGUCCCCAGUGCCAAACCCAACCACAGCGGGUCCAAGACCAAGACUGAUGUAAGUUUGGGCCAUUUUGGACAGGCUCAGAAGGAAUUGCUGGACGCUGAGCUGGACUUUCACAAGAAGAUGAGCUCCGGAGAGGAUACAACAGACCUCAAGAGAAAACUGGGACAGCUACAGGUGGAGGCAUCUCGGUUGGGUUUAAUACGGCCUCCGGUGGGCCGAGGUCGGGGCCGUGGGAAGAUGGCGCUGGAGCCCGGUGCGAUGCACAUGGGCCGAGGCAGGGGCCGGAGCCGGGAGAUGAUGGGUCGAAGCGGGCCCGUGAACCGGAUGGUGGUCGAUCACAGGCCGAGAGCCCUGGCUAUUUUAGGGGUCACUCAGGAGGAGAAGGAAGAGCUGAUGCCGCACUUUGUGAAAUUUGGUGAGAUCGAGGAUGUCCGUGACCAAGAUGCCAACAGUGUCGUCAUGACCUUUAAGACCCGGAGCGAAGCAGAGAAUGCAGCUAACCAGGGCGCUAAGUUUAAAGGUCGCGUGCUGCAGAUUUCCUGGUACAAGCCCAAGACGCCCUCUGUGACGACAGAACCAGAGGAGGAAGAAGCUAAAGACGAAGACAAUACGAAGGAAACUAGCUCUUAUUUGCCUGGUGAGGAGGAGGAAGAAGAGGAGGAGGAGGACGACGACGAAGAUGACGAGUAUGAGAGCCGAUCUUGGAGACGGUGAAGGCAUUGAUUCGUCGUGACCCGCUCUCCUAAAGAACCUGUUAUCCCCCCCCCACGUGCAGAUAAAAUCAACUCAACAGAGCUCCCAUUUGUUUUUUUCCUUUCCAGUAUUUUCAAACGAAGUAAUUUUAGACUCUAAUCAAAGUAAAAACGUCUUUACUUUAUUGUACAUGAAAAGAAGUUUAGAGGGCUGAUGUUUUUUUUUGUUUGUUUGUUUUUUUUGUAUCCCUCGACUAAACAAUUAUUUAAAACAUCUCAUUUUUGCUGAGAAAGAUAAAUGUUAAGUUGUUCUUAUAGAUAGAAAAACCUAUGUAAGUUUCAGUGUGCUUACCAGAUGAUAAAUAUCAGUAAUGCACAACAUUUGUGUCUACUGUGAAUAGGUAUUUUUAUACAUACUGUAUUUAAGCUCUUUUCUCACCAGUUUUUUGAAAAAUCUUGUCCUCAGUUCAGGGACAGCCAUUCCUUCACCGAUAGAACGUUCUCUGUUACUACCAGAGAGAUAUUUAUUUAUUUUUCCACUGCAUAAAUGCACUGGGCGGUGCCUGUAUCGGCACAGUACGGUGUGGUUUUCCAUUUCACUUUGCCCACAGUUGGUUUUUGGUAUGGGUUCACCCAAAAUAUAUAUAAAAACAAACAAACAGUGGCUCUCUAUCCUGGCAUGAAUACAUGCUAGUUUCUGUGUGUCGUUGUUCUUAAAUAAACAGAGCCACCGCUGCCCAGCACCCAAAGGGGCUGUUACUUUUACCAUGACCAUAUUAAAGCCCAUGCAGGUACAGAACAAUACCAGUGCAAUAGAAAAAUCCAAGCUAUGUUUACAAAUGGCCGUGUCCAUGCGCACGUCAGAUACAGUCUUGUAGUAAAUCUUCAAAUUUUCCCCACUUUCUUUCGUUGCUCAUUAAAUGUCCGGUGCCACUCUGUGUAAAUAUAAACGCCCACACGGGCGUUCUACAUUUUCUAAGAGUGUGUAACAUUUUUCACUUGUUUAAAUUCUGUCUCCUGGUCGUCCAAAAGGGCCAGACGGGACAAGGAUCAGAUCACCCAUUUCAAAUAAAUGUGAGAUCUAUAGACAGGUGUUUGAAUGUAAUACUGAACAAUUGAUUUUAAUAUAUAUAAUAUAUAUAUAAGAUAUAUAUAUAUAAUUUCUUUGCCUUACACAAUCAGCGGAUGGCUGAAUUUUUACAAGAUUUGUGAUUUACUUUUGUAAAUUUUGUAAAUGCUUCAAAGAGAAAUUACUGUUGUACUUUUUUUUUUAUUAUUUUCUUUUUCUGUCAUUUUAAACGAAUGACAAGUUUGUGUCAGGUAGAAAAGGUCAGGCAAGAGUGCUCAGUGUCUCUGCUCAUUCACAAGAGUUUUUUUUUUUUUUUUUUUGCAUUUGUGUUAAACCAGUCCACCUUGUUAUUUCACUAAAUUUGUCAUCAGAGUAGCGCAUUUCUUUUUAAAGACACUUUUCAGAGCUGCUGUGGGAAAAACACUCUGUUGAAAGGCACUGGGAGCCAAGUCCACUCUACAAGUGCAACCACAAUGUUCACAACAAGCUUUUGCGUUUCGCCUUCUUUACAUAUUAUGUGUUAUUGAAUCCUCAGGGUGGGAGGAAAGUGAUUAACUCACUCAAGUUCACAUGGAAAUGUGCUCGAUGCAAGAUUUUUAUUUUUUUUGAAAGUUUUUACGUUUGUGCUUCUCUGAAACAACUGUUUACAUGCAGCCUAAUAAAUUGUUUGAUGUACGCUUAUCAUAAAUCGACUAAACCAAUCAUAUCCCGUAACGUAACCAGUCAGAGGGAAGCACCAAAACAAAGGAGAGAUGUUAACUUAUUGGUCGAGUGUAGCAGUCGCACUGCUUUACACAAACACGCAGGCAGAAAUCUGUGUGGACACUGCAGGUUUCUGCCUGCAUGUGAGUACAGUGGGCAAAAUGGAACUUUUGCAAACGCUGUGUAGAACUGUUUGUGUGAUUUCCUCCCACCUGCAAUGACGGUAGCGCUCUUAUCUAGACCGCAUAUUUCACUCUUGACUGAUAACUCAGAAGCUUCCUGCCAGUGACCUCAUUAUUCCCCCUAUUUUAUUUUAUUUUUUCCCCUUCACUGUCUUUCAAAAUGAAGUUCAGGCAUGCAAUGGAAGGCAGAAGCUUUUCCCUUUUGCACUUAAUACUUUAAGAUGAUUUGCUCAUGUGAUUUUAGUUUUUUCUAUAUGAGGUCACCGGCAGUUUAAAAGGACAAACCUAUACUGGCAGGGUUCUUGCUUGUGUAAGUGAGGAUUCAGGGAAGGUCUCUCUCCUACUUUUUGUACUAUCUUCUGUAUGCUACUAUCACACAAUGGUGUAAAAAAAAAAAUGUAAAAUGUUUAUUGGAUAAUAGUUUUGGAUUUGUUACUGUUUAUAUUUGCAGGAUGUGGAUGUAUUUUCUUCAUGUAUUUUGUUUGUAAAAAAAAUGGAUUUCUAAUUUACUAGCAUGUUUGCUUUUGCCAAUAAAGAUGGAGGACUUGGGUGCUUGUAAGACGAUUUAAAAAAAAAAGAGAGAGAGAAGAAGAAAAAAAAAAAGAAAAAUUUUGAAUUGGAUCUUGGAGAGAGGAGAGAAAAAAGAAGAAAAAAGAAAAGAACAUUUUGAGUUAAAGAAAAGAAAUUUACCAAAAAAAGAAGUCAACAUUGGUAAGGGGGGGAAAAAAUACAAGCAAAAGCAUUCCAGAAAAUAUUACCUGAAA